Anoplophora glabripennis (Asian longhorned beetle) is the source of this 1218-nucleotide messenger RNA. RefSeq lists its product as uncharacterized. The record is from RefSeq and is a predicted model, not a curated record. The coding region runs from base 97 to 1050 and encodes 317 amino acids. NCBI's taxonomy places the organism in Eukaryota, Metazoa, Arthropoda, Insecta, Coleoptera, Cerambycidae. The transcript is spliced from 2 exons.
UCUACAACUAACUUCUGCUUAUUAAUUUUUACUUAAAAGUUAGGUUAUAUCGUUAUCGUUUCGUAUCAACAAGUGCAUUAUUUUGAUUUUUUGUUUAUGUUUUGCUUUAAUUACUUUAUUAUGGGCGAUCAAGAUCAAAGAAAAAAAACUCGUUCGGCAAAUUAUACGCACCAAGAAAAAAAUUUGCUUUUAAAUAUUAUGUUAGAAUAUAAAACUGUUAUUGAGUCUAAAAAGUCCGAUGCGGUUACUUGGAGAGAUAAAGAGGAGGCAUGGAAAAAAAUAACUGAUAUUUUUAAUACUCAGUCUCGUACUGGAAUAUUUCGACAUACAGCGUCACUCAAAAAAGCAUAUGAAAAUAUAAAGAAGUGUACAAGGAAGGAAGUUGCUGAUGAAAAGGCAUCUCUAAUUCGCACAGGUGGAGGAAGAUGUGAAGUCAACACUAAUCCAAACCUGGAUUUGGCUUUGGAAAUAAUAAAUCAGAAAACUGUAUAUGGCUUGAAGAAUAAGUAUAGCGACGUAGAAGAAUUAGAUCAAGUCGACUGUGACAAUGUGCAGGAAAACGUAUAUAUGGAAGAAAUAGAUGAUGACACAGCCAUACUUCUGCAAGUUGUUGAGGAUGAUGAGGAUAAUACCGAAAAUAAUAAAACGGACUGGGGUAACUAUAAACCAGAAGAUUUUAAGAAACCUUUACAUCCAAAACUAUUACCAAAAGCAAAAAAAAUUGAAUCGUCAUCAAGGAAGGUGCCUUUGAAUGAAACUACAGCUACUGAUGAUAAUAAUUUAUUUUCAACAUCACAUUGGACUAGUAGGAAUAGACCUAUUAUUUCUACUUUAGCUUCUUCUGAGUUAUCGAAAAAAUACAAUAAGCUUGCCGAACUGAAAAUUGAAUUGGUACAAGUAGAAUUAGAUAGACUUAAAGCUGAACAGGAAAUUAAAAAAGAAAGAGAUUUAGUAGAAUUUGAAUUGAGAAGGAAAUCUUUAGAACUGGACUUGAAAAUUAAACACAUUUUUAGAAAAAAUCUCAGGGUCUUCAGGAGUGAAUCCAUUUAGUUUUAUUUUUAAUUCUUAGCUUUAUUAUUCUUCUGAUAAAUUGAGUGGUAGACUUAUAACUUGAGAUAUGUUUAUAUGUUUUUUAGAAGUUUAUUUUUGUCAAGUUUGUAAUAAAAUGAUUAGUUUCUCUAGUAUGUGUAUCACAAUUUGUCUUAAAAGAACUAUUUU